Molecule: messenger RNA, 991 nt
Organism: Cicer arietinum (chickpea)
Lineage: Eukaryota; Viridiplantae; Streptophyta; Magnoliopsida; Fabales; Fabaceae
Source: RefSeq, a predicted model, not a curated record
UAUUACAUUAGAAAAACACCAACCCUAGACUUUAUCCAAGUCAAAUAAUGUCUCUUAUACUAUAACCUUCUUCAUAUAUAAAUUCGUAUUAAUUCUCAAACCAAUAAUAACAAAUAACAAACACACUAAAUAACUCUCUCCCUCUCUCUCUCAAUAUAAUUUAACUUUCUCUUUAAUUUUAUUUCUACAAUAUGGGAAAUUCAAUAGUGACUCCAUGUUUUCAUCCAAACAAAAAAUUAUCAUCGUCGUCGAUGUCGUCAUCGUCGUCAACUAAGCUUUUAUUUUGGCAAGGUACAACGAAAUCUCUAAACGGUAAGCACAUCGCCGGCGAGAUCAUGAUCGAGUACCCGGAGACGAUGAUUUGCCAUGCUGACUCGUUCUUCAUCGGACACCCGAUCCCUAGUUUAGCCUUAGACGACGAACUCAUGGCUGGAGAGGCCUAUUUUGUUCUCCCUAUUGAUUUCUUUUCUUGCAAAACUCUUUCAGUUUCUUCACUUUUAUCAUUAAGAUCGUGUAAUGGAAAUGAUAAUAAUGAUAACAGGUCAACAAUCAAAUUUGGAGAGUGCCCUUUUGAGUAUUUGAAGGAUUGUGAUGGAAGGGUGAUGAUAAAGGUUAUGCCUGAGUUCAUAACAAGGCUUGUUAAUGGAGGGAAUGAUGAUUGUAGUGAAACUAAAAGUAGCUUCCUUUGUAGCACUCCUGAGUUGAAAAAACAUUAUGAAAUGCUUGUAAAAUCUAAGGAACAGGUUUGGUCUCCUAAGCUAGAAACUAUUUUGGAAAAUAAGGUUAGGCUUAGAAAGGAAAGGAAAAUUAGGCAACAAAAAACGAAAGCAGAAACUGCGUUUGCUAGCUAGCUAGAUACUUCAUAUUAUUAUCAUAUAGAUAUAUGUAUAAAUUUUUAGAGUGAUCAAAGUAAUUAAACUUGAAAUUUUGGGCAUUAAUUGAUCAUAUAUGUAAAUCUAUUAAUUAAUUGAUUAUGGCAUAGGUUUCUUUA